AGCUGCCUUCAUCUUAUCGAAUAAAAGUAGUAGAGCGAGAUUAUUGUUACUAGCGUUGAUACUAGUCGAGGUGGCGUUUGAAACACUAAAUAAUAAUAAUAAUAUACAGAGGUUUUAACUGAAGGACGAACAGUGUUAACUCAUCCAGUCCAAAAUGGUUAAUGUUUUGAAAGGAGUUCUCGUUGAAUGCGAUCCAGCUAUGAAGCAAUUUCUUCUGUAUCUGGACGAGACGUCAGCACUGGGGAAAAAGUUUAUAAUCCAAGAUUUGGACGACACACACGUUUUCAUCCUGGCUGAAGUUGUGCAGAUCCUCCAGGAGCGAGUUGGAGAACUAAUGGAUCAGAAUUCAUUCCCCGUCACUCAGAAAUAAAUUUGUACCUUCCUACGGUCUGUGGUAGCAGGUGAAAGUAGAGAUUAUUUGAGCCAAUUCCACAACAACGCAUCAACAAAGAUGCACCUGCAAGAUAUAUAUGAUAGUCUACCAAGAUGUUGCCUACUAAUGGUUUAGAUGGCUGUGGCAUCCAAAUUUGAAGUUUUGUAAAUUCUUUAAGAUUAAGAAUGUUUCAAAGAGUUUCAUUUCUAUGUUCUGAUACUUUUAGAAAUGUAUGGUUAAAACUGUGUUUUGCGAGGGAAGUGGCAUUCACUAAAAAUACUAAUUACGUUUAGUUUUUCAACAUUGCAAAAUAAAAAAUAAUUUAUCAUGUAUAUCCAUAAUAUAUUUGGAUAAUGUACAAAUGAAAGGGAUGCAGGUUUUGUUAGUCAAAUAAAUAAAUAU
Molecule: messenger RNA, 775 nt
Organism: Xyrauchen texanus (razorback sucker)
Lineage: Eukaryota; Metazoa; Chordata; Actinopteri; Cypriniformes; Catostomidae
Gene: gtf2h5
Product: general transcription factor IIH, polypeptide 5
Exons: 3
Coding region: 155-370 (71 amino acids)
Biological process (GO): transcription initiation at RNA polymerase II promoter; nucleotide-excision repair; nucleotide-excision repair, preincision complex assembly
Cellular component (GO): transcription factor TFIIH core complex; transcription factor TFIIH holo complex
Source: RefSeq, a predicted model, not a curated record